Molecule: messenger RNA, 1185 nt
Organism: Neoarius graeffei (lesser salmon catfish)
Lineage: Eukaryota; Metazoa; Chordata; Actinopteri; Siluriformes; Ariidae
Gene: gata5
Product: GATA binding protein 5
Exons: 6
Coding region: 1-1185 (394 amino acids)
Biological process (GO): positive regulation of transcription by RNA polymerase II; cell fate commitment; cardiac muscle tissue development
Cellular component (GO): nucleus
Molecular function (GO): RNA polymerase II cis-regulatory region sequence-specific DNA binding; zinc ion binding; DNA-binding transcription factor activity, RNA polymerase II-specific
Source: RefSeq, a predicted model, not a curated record
AUGUACUCAAGCUUGGCCAUACCCUCCAACCCGUCGCCGUAUGGGCACGACUCCGGGAACUACGUGCACGCCCCGACCAGCUCGCCCGUGUACGUGCCCAGUACGCGUGUGCCCGCCGCCGUGUUGCAGUCGCUGCCCUACCUGCAGUCGUGUGAACCUACGCACCAGACGCACGCGCUUGCGGGCCACCAUCACGCAUGGCCACCGCAGUCUGCUGCUGACGGUUCGUCGUUUGGCGCUGGAAGCCCGCAUGCGCACGCGCCCUCCGCCGCUUUCUCCUACACACACAGUCCUCCUGCGAGCGGCGGCGGUGGCAGCUGUGGCGGUCGCGACCCUGCGUCCUAUCAGAGUCCGCUGGCGCUGAGUGGCGGCGCGCGUGGCCCAGAGCAGUACAGCGGGGCUCUGGUGCGCUCCGUCGGCGCUUCUUAUUCGAACCCAUACGCGUACAUGGGCCCCGAUGUGAGCGGAUCCUGGGCGCCUGGUCAUUUCGACAGUGGUGUGAUCGGACUACAGGGACGCCAGGGAACCCUGACGGGCAGAAGGACCAGUCUCGAUGUGUUGGAUGAGGUGGCGGUGGAGGGACGCGAGUGUGUGAACUGCGGCUCCAUCUCCACUCCGCUGUGGAGGCGCGACGGAACCGGACAUUACCUAUGCAACGCGUGCGGCCUCUAUCACAAGAUGAACGGCAUCAACCGGCCUCUCAUCAAACCCCAGAAACGCCUGCAGACUACAUCCCGGCGUGCAGGCCUGUGUUGCACUAACUGUCAUACCAGCACGACCACACUGUGGAGGAGAAAUGCAGAGGGGGAGCCUGUGUGUAAUGCCUGUGGCCUCUACAUGAAGCUUCACGGGGUACCCAGGCCACUAGCUAUGAAGAAAGAAAGCAUUCAGACAAGAAAACGCAAACCCAAGAUACCUAAAACCAAAGCUUCCUCAGGGUCUUCUGUGUCCGGCACUACCUCUCCUAACUCGCAUCCCAUUUCAGAGAACGCUUCAACAAUAAAAAGUGAACCCAACAUUGCUGCUUCACCGUACGCCGGUCAAACGGUUGUGUCUGUCACACAGGCUUCGACACAGUUAAGCAGCACAAGCUCAGGCCACGUGGACAUCAAAUACGAGGACUAUUCGUUCACUCCAACAUCCAUCACCCCACAGAACACCUGGUGCGCACUGUCCCAAGCAUGA